This is a messenger RNA of Xenopus tropicalis (tropical clawed frog), 1620 nucleotides long. It is a transcript of the gene trnt1, whose product is annotated as tRNA nucleotidyl transferase, CCA-adding, 1. Gene Ontology annotation, biological process: tRNA 3'-terminal CCA addition; RNA processing. The coding region runs from base 121 to 1338 and encodes 405 amino acids. Gene Ontology annotation, molecular function: RNA binding; nucleotidyltransferase activity. NCBI's taxonomy places the organism in Eukaryota, Metazoa, Chordata, Amphibia, Anura, Pipidae. The record is from RefSeq and is marked provisional. The transcript has 7 exons.
GUGUGAGUGAGACUGUGUAGCUCGGCUUGUACCGCUGGCUAAUGCUGUGAGGUGGGAGCGGGUCUGUGUGGCCCUCAGAUGCUGAGCAGGGCCUGGAUACUGAGCAGGCGCCUCUCCACCAUGAGGCUUCAGUCUGAUGAGUUUAACGCUUUGUUUACCGACGGGUUAAAGACACUGGCAAAUAUCUUUGCUAAUGAGCGCCAUGAGCUCCGCAUAGCAGGAGGUGCCGUAAGAGAUUUGCUCUCUGGAAAACAACCGCACGAUGUGGAUUUUGCCACCACAGCCACUCCAGACCAGAUGAAGGACAUGUUUCUCAAGCAAGGGGUCAGAUUGAUCAAUAAUAAAGGCGAGAAGCAUGGCACAGUGACUGCCAGGAUAAAUGAUCAGAAUUUUGAGAUCACUACUCUACGGGUGGAUGUGCAAACUGAUGGGCGACAUGCUGAAGUGGAAUUCACUACAGACUGGGAGACAGAUGCAGAGCGGCGAGACCUGACCAUUAAUUCCAUGUUCCUGGGGUUUGAUGGGACCCUCUACGAUUAUUUCAAUGGUUAUGAAGAUUUAAAGAAUCACUGUGUAAAGUUUGUGGGGGAUUCAUCACAGCGAAUUCAGGAAGAUUAUCUGAGGAUUUUGCGCUAUCUUAGGUUUUAUGGAAGGAUCUCAAAGAGGUCGGGUGCUCAUACAUCAGGCACACUGGAUGCAAUUAAGGAGAAUGCAUCUGGGCUGAGGGGCAUCUCUGGAGAACGGAUCUGGGUAGAACUAAAGAAGAUCCUAGAGGGAAAUCAUGUCAACCAUCUGAUGCAGAUUAUCUAUGAGCUAGGAGUGGCACCACAUGUAGGUUUACCCAAAGGUGGAAACCUGGAGGAAUUUGCCAAAGUCUGUGAACGCAGCCAUCGCAUGUCUCCAAAACCCAUGACUCUCUUGACUGCUCUGUUUUCCAACACGGAUCAUGUCCAGAAUCUGGACCUAAGGUUAAAGAUAUCCAAGGAGGAGAAAAACCUGGCCUUGUUCUUGCUACAGCAACGUAGGGAGUUAACUGCUGAACGAACAGAUGCUGCACCCCUCAAGCCCUUUAAGGAUUACGUGGUUGAUUCACGUGAGCCUGAUGCACACAAAAAAAUAUCUGAGCUCCUGAAGUACCAAGGAGAAGAGCAGCUUUUUCGGGAGAUGGAGGGCUGGACAUUGCCCCGCUUUCCAGUCAGCGGCCAUGAUUUGCGGCGUAUGGGCAUUUCCUCUGGCAAAGAUAUCGGUCGAAUUCUUCAGGAACUGAGGGAACACUGGAAGGAAAGUGGUUAUCAAGCUAGCAAAGAGGAGCUUCUGAACAGAGUUGGGCAUGAGUGAAUCUCCUACAUUGAGAUGAAUGAAGGGAUUUGUUCCUGUCACAGAGAAGCUCUGAAAAAAGCAAAUAAGGAGCCUCCAUAUGAGUACGGCGCAGGGCUGCUUACUAGGGAGUAAGGUGUAUGAUUUGACCUAAAUAUGGCCAGUGUGACCGAAUAUGCAGUCAUGGACAGAAUCACCUGGUGCCUCCCAGGGAUACUGAAUUGUCUUAGUUCAACCAAAGAAUGUUAUAGAUGGUACCAGUCAUUUGGGGAGAAAUGAAUAAAGACAGAGAGGUGGUUAUUA